UAUUUGGGAAUAUUGAAGACAAUUAUUUUUUCACUUGGCGUUCCCAUUAAAAAACAAAUGUUAUUAGAUGAUCCUUCCACUAAAAUACAUUAUUCUGAUGCUUUAUUGUGUAAACGUCCCACAAACAUUCUUCCCUCUUCCCUCCAAUUCCACAUUUCUACCAAAUUACUAACUAAAACAUCUUCAAUGGAGUUAGACUCAGGGGCUGACUCAGUGAGUUCAACUCCGCGUGCACUUCAUAACUCGGACGAUAAAUCAGUAGUGCGUCUCAUGGUUAGUUUCGGCGGCAAAAUCCUUCCCCGUCCUCACGACAAUCAACUUCGCUACGUUGGUGGCGAUACUCGUAUCAUUGCCGUUAAUCGUUCAGCAAAUUUCUCUCACCUCAAUUCCAAGCUUUCGAAGCUUCUUUCUCCCUCCGUUGACUUCACAGUCAAAUAUCAGCUUCCUAACGAAGAACUUGACGCUUUAAUUACUGUUUCGACGGAUGAAGAUGUUGAGAAUAUGAUGGAAGAAUUCGACCGUUUGUCGAUUCCUAACUCUAAUAAAAUUCCAAGGUUACGCCUAUUUCUGUUUCCGUUUGAAGAACAAGAUUCUAGAACGUCUAGUAUUGCUUCGCUUUUAGAUGGCUCUAAAAAGAGAGAGAAUUGGUUUCUUGACGCUCUAAAUGGUGGUGCUAAUACGACGUCGUUGGAGAGAGGAAGGUCGGAAGCUUCUUCGAUUGUGUCGGAAGUUCCGGAUUAUUUGUUUGGGCUGGAUACUAAUUCGGAUGAACCGCCUGUUCUUCCUACUAAAUUUAGAAACCGGUCUGCUUUAAGUGAACCAGAUCCUAGUUCGGCUCCUGGUUCACCUGCUUUUGGUUCGACUUCUUCUGUGCCUGCUAUGCCGAAUCUUCCUCCCGUUAAGACUAAAUUGGAGAAAAUUGUUAACCCGAUUGAAGAUGGUGUUCAACCGGCGAUUCGUCAAGUUUGGAAUGUGAACCCAGGUUCUCCGUAUCCGGCUCAUGCGGUUCAACCUGUUCCAGUUUAUUAUGUACCGGCUGCUGGGUCUGGGCCGGGUUUAAUUGCACAUAGGAAUAUAGUUCCUGUUCCAGUUCCGGUUUCAGUGCCGGGUGCGCAUUAUGUUCCACAAUAUGGUCCGGGUCCGGUUCAAGUUCCAGUUGGGUUUCAAGGUACGGGUACGGGUCCAAUGUAUGAGGUGCCCAUGCAGGCCGGGAAUAUGGUCCAAGGCCAAGGUAUAGUAGGUGGGAUGAAUCAGCAGGGACUGUACUAUGGGGUUACAACUGGUGGAAUGGUUGCUGCUUAUACGGGUACAAGUACGGGUAUGGGUAUGCCAUUGUCGGGCGAGGAAGAUGGUUCAAAGGGUCGGAAUUUUCAAGGCUAAAUAUAUGUACCUAGGUAUUGAUAAAAAAAAUCACUCAAAAUUUAAGUAUAUAAAAUUACGAGUCAUUUUACUGGUAUUUAAUUUUUUGUUUCAAUGAGUUACAAAGUGUGCAGCAUCUUGUUUUCUCUUAGUUUGUCAUUGGAAAUGUGUAUUCUACGAUUUGAAAAAGAAAAAAAAAAAGAAAAAAAAAAAAAGAAAAAAUGUAAGUAAGAAUGAAAUUGUUGAAGGUUUCAUGGUAGAGAACGAAUAAUGAUUUUCUAAAUUUUUUGUUUUGUUGCUCAAUUUUAGCAAAUAAAGUUGAGUCAGAAAA
Molecule: messenger RNA, 1690 nt
Organism: Amaranthus tricolor (Joseph's coat)
Lineage: Eukaryota; Viridiplantae; Streptophyta; Magnoliopsida; Caryophyllales; Amaranthaceae
Product: protein PAL OF QUIRKY-like
Exons: 1
Coding region: 58-1380 (440 amino acids)
Molecular function (GO): protein binding
Source: RefSeq, a predicted model, not a curated record